AUAGCCUCUCUCUAUAUGUAUAUAUACUACACUCUACUCUUCACUCUUCACUCUUCACUUGUCUAUCAUCUCUUUCAACCUCCCUUCUUAAUUUUGCUUUUCUUCUUCAUCUAGCUGCUUCUUCAUAUCUGUAUACAUACAUAUAUAUAUAUAUAUAUAUAUAUCUCUUUGUUUUUAAGCAAGACUAAUUUGUAGAACAUGAGAGUUUAUUCUGGUCGUGUUGUGGUCACUUUCUUCUGUGUUCUACUUGUGAGUGGUUUGGUUGUUGCUGAUCAUCACAAUGGUGGAAAGGUUGAUAAGGAAGAUAAGCACUUGUUUCCACGUCCACAUUUCUAUAAAGGUGCAGGUCUAGGGCAUGGAAUAUACAGGAAAGGUUUCAGGCAUGGAAGGUUUGGUGGAGGUGGGCUUGGUGGUGGUGGUGGAUUGGGUGGUGGAGGUGGUCUAGGUGGCGGUGGCGGGCUUGGUGGCGGAGGUGGGUUAGGUGCUGGUGCCGGGCUUGGUGGUGGAGGUGGGUUAGGUGGGGGUGGUGGGCUUGGUGGUGGAGGUGGGCUAGGUGGUGGUGCCGGGCUUGGUGGUGGAGGUGGGUUAGGUGGGGGUGGUGGGCUUGGUGGUGGUGGCGGAUUAGGAGGGGGAGGUGGGCUUGGUCAUGGUGGUGGGUUAGGAGGGGGAGGUGGACUUGGACAUGGUGGUGGAUUAGGAGGAGGAGGAGGGCUUGGUCAUGGUGGUGGGUUAGGUGGAGGAGGAGGGCUUGGUCAUGGUGGAGGGCUAGGAGGAGGAGGUGGGCUUGGUGGAGGUGGAGGUCUAGGUGGUGGAGGAGGACUAGGCGGUGGAGGUGGUGCCGGAGCCGGUGGUGGAGGAGGACUUGGCGGUGGAGGUGGUGCCGGAGCCGGUGGUGGAGGAGGACUUGGCGGUGGCGGUGGAGCCGGUGCUGGAGGUGGUGUUGGCGCUGGAGGAGGAGUUGGUGGAGGUGGUGGACUAGGAGGUGGAGGUGGAGCUGGCGGAGGUGGUGGGUUCGGCGGUGGUGGCGGAGUGGGUGGUGGUGCAGGUGGAGGCUUCGGAGGAGGUGCCGGUGCUGGCGGGGGACUCGGAGGCGGAGGCGGUGCUGGAGGUGGAUUUGGGGGAGGAGGUGGUGCAGGUGGAGGAGGAGGGUUUGGUGCAGGUGGGGGAUUUGGCAAAGGUUUAGGUGUCGGCGGUGGAGAAGGCGGAGGUGGCGGGUUCGGUGGAGGCAGUGGUUUUGGUGGUGGUCACUAAUAAGUUGGCUUCUAGCGACCAAAACGAUAUAUAUGUAUGAAGAUGUUACGAGGCUAGCUAUAUUUUGAUGUGAACUAAUCAAUUAAUACGAGUAGUAUGUCAAUAAGUGCUUUGAGUUACAAUCAUUUUGUUUCUAUUAUAGCUGAAAAAAGCAAAGCAAUUUCAGCGAAGUCUUUCAGAUGGUGUUUAUAGUUAAAAUGCUAUAUAUAUAGAGUGAUUAAGUACUCCUCUCUUAGUAUUAGGGUAACUUCUAUAUGCAUGGUCUUCAAGAGAAGCAUGUAAACUUUCAUCGUCCCCCUAUUAUUAUUAUUCUUCUAAAUAAAGUUGCUCUUCUAAUUC
Ziziphus jujuba (common jujube) is the source of this 1590-nucleotide messenger RNA. RefSeq names its product glycine-rich protein 23. The record is from RefSeq and is a predicted model, not a curated record. NCBI's taxonomy places the organism in Eukaryota, Viridiplantae, Streptophyta, Magnoliopsida, Rosales, Rhamnaceae. The transcript has a single exon. The coding region runs from base 199 to 1251 and encodes 350 amino acids.